AUGGAAACAUUAGGAUUCUUAAAAUCUUCGCUUUUUAUUAGGCCUGGCUCUGUUGGAGUAGACGCGCAGACAACUUUUGCAAAUGAGACUGCAGUGCCCAGUGUGCCAGAAGCAGUGCAAGCACUACAAGAGAAUUUAAACACAUCCAAUGACUUAAAUAUUACACUCUCAAGUCUUCAAGCUGCAAUAAACUCAAGUGGACUUACUGACAAUUUCCAAUCGACUGAAGCCCCUGCUACAUUCACAACAUCAGUUGAAACAACUGAAACUUCAACAUCAUUAACAGUUCCUGUGGAGACUACAGCACCAGAAACAACCUUUGUAGAAUCACCAACUAGUACCAAUGUAGCUUCAACAUCAACUACAGAACAAGUUACAACCCUGCUAACAACCACCACAAGUGAGGCAACAACUACACAUGAAGUUGAUACAAGUUCUGAACCUACAACUGAUUUAUCACCAACAACUCUAUUUGAGACUUCAUUACAACAGACCUCCACUGUAGAAUCCACAAGUACCACUACAAUCACCUCAACUGAAGCAACAACUUCAACCACAGAACAAGUGGCAACCUUGGAGACAACAACCUCAACUGAUGCAACAACUACAAGUCAAGUGGUCACAAGCACAGAACUAACUACAACUGAAUUAACAACACCUUUUGAGGCUACAGUCCAAGAAACAACCACUGUAGAAUCCACAACAAGCACCACGGAAGCUCCAACAUCAACAACAGAACAAGUGACAACCUUGCAGACAACCACCUCAACUGAUGCGACAACUACAAGUCAAGUGGUCACAAGCACAGAACCAACUACAACUGAAUUAACAACACCUUUUGAGACUACAGUCCAGGAAACAACACUAGUAGAAUCCACAACAAGCACCACUGAAGCUCCAACAUCAACUACAGAACAAGUGACAACCUUGGAGACAACCACCUCAACUGAAGCAACAACUACAAGUCAAGUGGUCACAAGCACAGAACCAACUACAACUGAAUUAACAACACCUUUUGAGACUACAGUCCAGGAAACAACACUAGUAGAAUCCACAACAAGCACCACUGAAGCUCCAACAUCAACUACAGAACAAGUGACAACCUUGGAGACAACCACCUCAACUGAAGCAACAACUACAAGUCAAGUGGUCACAAGCACAGAACCAACUACAACUGAAUCAACAACACCUUUUGAGACUACAGUCCAAGAAACAACCACUGUAGAAUCCACAACAAGCACCACUGAAGCUCCAACAUCAACUACAGAACAAGUGACAACCUUGGAGACAACCACCUCAACUGAAGCAACAACUACAAGUCAAGUGGUCACAAGCACAGAACCAAGUACAACUGAAUUAACAACACCUUUUGAGACUACAGUCCAAGAAACAACCACUGUAGAAUCCACAACAACCACCACUGAAGCUCCAACAUCAACCACAGAACAAGUGACAACCUUGGAGACAACCACAUCAACUGAAGCAACAACUACAAGUCAAGUGGUCACAAGCACAGAACCAACUACAACUGAAUUAACAACACCUUUUGAGACUACAGUCCAAGAAACAACCACUGUACAAUCCACAACAACCACCACUGAAGCUCCAACAUCUACUACAGAACAAGUGACAACCUUGGAGACAACCACCUCAACUGAAGCAACAACUACAAGUCAAGUGGUCACAAGCACAGAACCAAGUACAACUGAAUUAACAACACCUUUUGAGACUACAGUCCAAGAAACAACCACUGUAGAAUCCACAACAACCACCACUGAAGAUCCAACAUCAACCACAGAACAAGUGACAACCUUGGAGACAACCACAUCAACUGAAGCAACAACUACAAGUCAAGUGGUCACAAGCACAGAACCAACUACAACUGAAUUAACAACACCUUUUGAGACUACAGUCCAAGAAACAACCACUGUAGAAUCCACAACAACCACCACUGAAGCUCCAACAUCUACUACAGAACAAGUGACAACCUUGGAGACAACCACCUCAACUGAAGCAACAACUACAAGUCAAGUUGUAACAAGCACAGAACCAACUACAACUGAAUCAACAACACCUUUUGAGACUGCAGUCCAAGAAAUAACCACUGUAGAAUCCACAACAAGCACCACUGAAGCUCCAACAUCAACUACAGAACAAGUGACAACCUUGGAGACAACCACCUCAACUGAAGCAACAACUACAAGUCAAGUGGUCACAAGCACAGAACCAAGUACAACUGAAUCAACAACACCUUUUGAGACUACAGUCCAAGAAACAACCACUGUAGAAUCCACAACAAGCACCACUGAAGCUCCAACAUCAACCACAGAACAAGUGACAACCUUGGAGACAUCCACAUCAACUGAAGCAACAACUACAAGUCAAGUCGUCACAAGCACAGAACCAACUACAACUGAAGUAACAACACCCUUUGAGACUACGGUCCAAGAAAUAACCACUGUAGUAUCCACAACAAGCACCACUGAAGCUCCAACAUCAACUACAGAACAAGUAACAACCUUGGAGACAACUACCUCAACUGAAGCAACAACUACAAGUCAAGUGGUCACAAGCACAGAACCAACUACAACUGAAUUAACAACACCUUUUGAGACUGCAGUCCAAGAAAUAACCACUGUAGAAUCCACAACAAGCACCACUGAAGCUCCAACAUCAACUACAGAACAAGUGACAACCUUGGAGACAACCACCUCAACUGAAGCAACAACUACAAGUCAAGUGCUCACAAGCACAGAACCAAGUACAACUGAAUCAACAACACCUUUUGAGACUGCAGUCCAAGAAAUAACCACUGUAGAAUCCACAACAACCACCACUGAAGCUCCAACAUCAACCACAGAACAAGUGACAACCUUGGAGACAACCACAUCAACUGAUGCAACAACUACAAGUCAAGUGGUCACAAGCACAGAACCAACUACAACUGAAUUAACAACACCUUUUGAGACUACAGUCCAAGAAACAACCACUGUAGAAUCCACAACAACCACCACUGAAGCUCCAACAUCUACUACAGAACAAGUGACAACCUUGGAGACAACCACCUCAACUGAAGCAACAACUACAAGUCAAGUUGUAACAAGCACAGAACCAACUACAACUGAAUCAACAACACCUUUUGAGACUGCAGUCCAAGAAAUAACCACUGUAGAAUCCACAACAAGCACCACUGAAGCUCCAACAUCAACUACAGAACAAGUGACAACCUUGGAGACAACCACCUCAACUGAAGCAACAACUACAAGUCAAGUGGUCACAAGCACAGAACCAAGUACAACUGAAUUAACAACACCUUUUGAGACUACAGUCCAAGAAACAACCAUUGUAGAAUCCACAACAACCACCACUGAAGCUCCAACAUCAACCACAGAACAAGUGACAACCUUGGAGACAACCACAUCAACUGAAGCAACAACUACAAGUCAAGUGGUCACAAGCACAGAACCAACUACAACUGAAUUAACAACACCUUUUGAGACUACAGUCCAAGAAACAACCACUGUAGAAUCCACAACAACCACCACUGAAGCUCCAACAUCUACUACAGAACAAGUGACAACCUUGGAGACAACCACCUCAACUGAAGCAACAACUACAAGUCAAGUUGUAACAAGCACAGAACCAACUACAACUGAAUUAACAACACCUUUUGAGACUGCAGUCCAAGAAAUAACCACUGUAGAAUCCACAACAAGCACCACUGAAGCUCCAACAUCAACUACAGAACAAGUGACAACCUUGGAGACAACCACCUCAACUGAAGCAACAACUACAAGUCAAGUGCUCACAAGCACAGAACCAAGUACAACUGAAUUAACAACACAUUUUGAGACUUCAGUCCAAGAAACAACCACUGUAGAAUCCACAACAACCACCACUGAAGCUCCAACAUCAACUACAGAACAAGUGACAACCUUGGAGGCAACCACUUCAACUGAUGCAACAACUACAAGUCAAGUGGUCACAAGCACAGAACCAACUACAACUGAAUUAACAACACCCUUUGAGACCACAGUCCAAAAAACAUCCAUGGCAGAAUCCACAACAAGCACCACUGAAACUCCAACUACAAGUAAAGUUUUCACAAGCACAGAACCAACUUCAGUUGCAGCAAUGACUGUAGAAACUACAACAGCAAAGGCUAAUGGGUACCUUUAUCUACGGUUCAAGAUGAAUCGGGAUUUCAUUUCAGCAUAUACUGUUAAAACCUCACCUGAAUACCAGUCACUGGAAAGCAGUGUGAUAGCAGAGGUGACCAGAGCAUUCAAACUCAAAUACCCCCUAACAUACCUAAGAUGUCUGAUAAUUACUUUCUGGCCUGGCUCUGUUGGAGCAGAUGCACAGACAACUUUUGUAAAUGAGAGUGUGGUGCCCAGUGUUCCAGAAGCAGUGCAAGCGCUACAAGAGAGUUUAAACACAUCCAAUAACUUAAAUAUUACGCUCUCCAGUCUACAAGCUGCCUCAAACGUAACAGAACUUACCAAUGAUUUCCAAACAACUGAAGCACCUACUGCAUAUACAACAUCAUUUGAGACCACUGAAACCUCAGCAUCAACAGUUCCUACUGAGACUACAGUGCAGGAAACAACAACAACUGUAGAAUACACAACAACCACUGAAUCUCCAACGUCAACUACAGAACAAGUAACAACCCUGCUUACAACCACCUCAACUGAUGCAACAACAACUGAAUACAUCACAAGUCCUGAACCUACAACUGAAUCAUCAACAUCAACAGCUCAAACUGAGACUACAGUGCAAGAAACAACUACAGUACAAACCAGUACAAGCACUGAACCUCCAACAUCAACUACAGAACAAGUAACAACCCUGCUUACAACCACCUCAACUGAUGCAACAACAACUGAAGUCAUCACAAGUCCUGAACCUACAACUGAAUCAUCAACAUCAACAGCUCAAACUGAGACUACAGUGCAAGAAACAACUACAGUACAAACCAGUACAAGCACUGAACCUCCAACAUCAACUACAGAACAAGUAACAACCCUGCUUACAACCACCUCAACUGAUGCAACUACAACUGAAUUCAUCACAAGUCCUGAACCAACAACUACAACUGAAUCAUCAACAGCUCAACUUGAGACUACAGUGCUAGAAACAACCACAGUACAAACCAGUACAACCACUGAACCUCCAACAUCAACUACAGAACAAGUAACAACCCUGCUUACAACCACCUCAACUGAUGCAACAACAACUGAAUACAUCACAAGUCCUGAACCAACAACUACAACUGAAUCAUCGACAUCAACAGCUCAACUUGAGACUACAGUGCAAGAAACAACCACAGUGGCAACCAGUACAACCACUGAACCUCCAAUAUCAACUACAGAACAAGUAACAACCCUGCUUACAACCACCUCAACUGAUGCAACAACAACUGAAGUCAUCACAAGCCUUGAACCAACAACUACAACUGAAUCAUCAACAUCAACAGCUCAACUUGAGACUACAGUGCUAGAAACAACCACAGUACAAACCAGUACAAGCACUGAACCUCCAACAUCAACUACAGAACAAAUAACAACCCUGCUUACAACCACCUCAACUGAUGCAACUACAACUGAAGUCAUCACAAGUCCUGAACCAACAACUACAACUGAAUCAUCAACAUCAACAGCUCAACUUGAGACUACAGUGCUAGAAACAAUCACAGUACAAACCAGUACAAGCACUGAACCUCCAACAUCAACUACAGAACAAAUAACAACCCUGCUUACAACCACCUCACCUGAUGCAACUACAACUGAAGUCAUCACAAGUCCUGAACCAACAACUACAACUGAAUCAUCGACAUCAACAGCUCAACUUGAGACUACAGUUCUAGAAACAACCACAGUACAAACCAGUACAACCACUGAAGCUCCAACAUCAACUACAGAACAAGUAACAACCCUGCUUACAACCACCUCAACUGAUGCAACAACAACUGAAUACAUCACAAGUCCUGAACCAACAACUACAACUGAAUCAUCGACAUCAACAGCUCAACUUGAGACUACAGUGCAAGAAACAACCACAGUGGCAACCAGUACAACCACUGAACCUCCAAUAUCAACUACAGAACAAGUAACAAUCCUGCUUACAACCACCUCAACUGAAGCAACAACAACUGAAUACAUCACAAGUCCUGAACCAACAACUACAACUGAAUCACCAACAUCAACAGCUCAACUUGAGACUACAGUGCUAGAAACAAUCACAGUACAAACCAGUACAAGCACUGAACCUCCAACAUCAACUACAGAACAAAUAACAACCCUGCUUACAACCACCUCAACUGAUGCAACUACAACUGAAGUCAUCACAAGUCCUGAACCAACAACUACAACUGAAUCAUCUACAUCAACAGCUCAACUUGAGACUACAGUUCUAGAAACAACCACAGUACAAACCAGUACAACCACUGAAGCUCCAACAUCAACUACAGAACAAGUAACAACCCUGCUUACAACCACCUCAAUUGAUGCAACAACAACUGAAUACAUCACAAGUCCUGAACCAACAACUACAACUGAAUCAUCGACAUCAACAGCUCAACUUGAGACUACAGUGCAAGAAACAACCACAGUACAAACCAGUACAACCACUGAACCUCCAACAUCAACUACAGAACAAGUAACAACCCUGCUUACAACCACCUCAACUGAUGCAACAACAACUGAAGUCAUAACAAGUCCUGACCCAACAACUACAACUGAAUCAUCGACAUCAACAGCUCAACUUGAGACUACAGUGCAAGAAACAACCACAGUACAAACCAGUACAACCACUGAACCUCCAACAUCAACUACAGAACAAGCAACAAUUCUGCUUACAACCACCUCAACUGAUGCAACAACAACUGAAUACAUCACAAGUCCUGAACCAACAACUACAACUGAAUCAUCGACAUCAACAGCUCAACUUGAGACUACAGUGCUAGAAACAACCACAGUACAAACCAGUACAACCACUGAACCUCCAACAUCAACUACAGAACAACUCAACUUGAGACUACAGUGCUAG
Astyanax mexicanus (Mexican tetra) is the source of this 7050-nucleotide messenger RNA. Its product is annotated as mucin-2-like. Lineage: Eukaryota; Metazoa; Chordata; Actinopteri; Characiformes; Acestrorhamphidae. The transcript is spliced from 7 exons. The coding region runs from base 1 to 7050 and encodes 2349 amino acids. The record is from RefSeq and is a predicted model, not a curated record.